Messenger RNA from Sorghum bicolor (sorghum), 2273 nucleotides. RefSeq names its product zinc finger CCHC domain-containing protein 9. Bases 134 to 1318 code for a protein of 394 amino acids. The record is from RefSeq and is a predicted model, not a curated record. The transcript has 8 exons. Gene Ontology annotation, cellular component: cytoplasm. Gene Ontology annotation, biological process: positive regulation of cytoplasmic translation. Lineage: Eukaryota; Viridiplantae; Streptophyta; Magnoliopsida; Poales; Poaceae. Gene Ontology annotation, molecular function: single-stranded RNA binding; translation regulator activity; mRNA binding.
AUGCGACCCCUUGACGAGCAACGACAGCCACAGAGCCCGUCCGGGUCCGGGAGGACUGGAGGUACCAGCUCACUGGGGCGACAGCACCACACCACACGCCGCCGCCGCCCACCUCCCUCCCGUUACUCGUGGGAUGCUAGUAACGUGCGGCCAGCCCGCGGCUUCCGCGGUGGCCCGCCGGUUGAGGCUGCCCGGGCGUGCGCGGCCAGCGCCGCGUUUACGCCGACGCUGCGUCGCUGCUUCUGCGUCGGACGGCGCCGGCACUCCAAGCUCUCCGCUCCACUGCAACCCUUUGGCGGAUCUCCUGGGGCCGGACGUUGAACCCAGCGGCUCACGCUCACAGAGUACAGCUCCAAUUACAGAAAAGGGGAAACUGAGGUCUUGGGUCGGUCCAAAUGGGCAGUACUACCGUGAGCUGCCUUGCCCCAGCUGUAGGGGUAGAGGUUACACUCCAUGCAAGGAGUGCGGAAUAGAUAGAUCAAGUUUGGACUGCCCUAUGUGCAAUGGCAAGGGGAUUCGAAUGUGUCUACAGUGUAGUGGAGAGCGUGUGAUAUGGCAGGAAUCUGUUGAUGAACAGCCAUGGGAGAAAGUUCGGUCAAGUUCUCCCCUGAAAGUAAAAGAAGAUGACGAAGUUGACAAGUUAGAGAUUAAUAUCAACAAGCCCAAAAGAUCAAAGCGUACUUAUGCAUCACCCUCUCCGGAAGUUGCCAUGAAGAUUAGCCAGUCUUUAAGAAGUCUAAAUGCUCAAACAGGAUUGUUUACUAAGCACAUGAAGAUUAUACACCAAGACCCCGAAUUGCGUGCUCAAAGAGUUGCUGCAAUCAAGAAAACAAAAGGUACUGCUGUUGCAAGAAAGCGUGCUUCAGAAAUUCAAAAGGCAUUCUUCAGUGAUCCUGAGAACCGGCUCAAGAGAAGCAUUGCCAUGAAAGGGGUGAAAUUUUACUGCAGCAAAUGUGGACAAGAAGGACAUAGAAGCUUUUAUUGCCCUACAGUGAGGAAAGGUUCAACUAGGCUGCGGUUCAGGUGCCGGUUGUGUGGAGGAGAAGGGCAUAAUAGUCGAACAUGUGGAAAACCAAAGUCCGAGAAGGAGCACCAACAACAACCUCGGCACUGCAGCCGAUGUGGUGAAAGGGGACACAACCGGCGUAACUGCCCCACAUCCACUGAUGUGGGCAUUGGUGCUUCAGGUUAUGUGGUCAACAAAGUUAAUGGUUCUAAUUCAGCUGUUUAUUCAUGUAGUAUCUGCUUAGAAAAGGGGCAUAACAAACGAACAUGCCCGAAAAGAAAGGCUACCCUAGUAAAUGAAAAGUGUGAGUAGUUAAAGUUGCAUACUAAUCGAGAGCAAUCAUGUGAAAGACCUGCUAUAUAUUAGUUUCCCACACAUCCUGUCAGUGCAGUUUCCUAAUAAUUUUUCCCACAAAGGAUCAGAAAUGUUCUUUGGAUUUGGCUCUUGAAAGAAAGGGAAACAAUUUUCUAAACUGACAUAAAAAUGUUAAAAAUGGAUUCUGAAUAUGAACCAAACUUUGUUUUCCUAGAACAGUGGAAUGUACUCCGUAGAAACCAAAUGUCAAGUGAUGAAAAGGAAACCUGUUCUACAGAAGUAGGCUUUAACUUGGUUGGUAUUCUGUCCUCAUUGCAUAAUUUGAGCCAUAAUCAUAACUCUGGCAUAUUUGCAAUGCUACUCUAAAGUCAUCCUCUGACUAUUGUUAUUAUAUGACACUCUUUUGAAAUCCCCUGUUAUCAGUAGUCAGAGGAUGAAAACAACAGAGAUACUUUGUUUUGUCAGAGGAUUUGUAGUGAAUACUUUGUUUUGUAGGGGGUUCAACAUGAGGACAGCUUAUGAAAACAACAGAAAUAAUGUCAGAACAGACUAAACAAUCUUGUGUUUCACUUUGUUACCUGCUAGCUCCACAAAAUCUGUAUCUUCUUUUAGCGGCAAUGCUUGCCGCCUGCUGUGGACUUCCUUCCAUAGUUCCAUUGGUGAUAAUUGUGCUCUGUGUGAAAUCAUAUUUUUGUUAGUAGGCAGCCUAGGAUUUCUGUUCAUCCCAUUCUUAACUAUUAACAUGAAACAAUGUUCUCUGUAAGAGUUGUGCAGCCACUUCUUGAUGUCAGUGUGAGGACUGACAUCUGAAAGCUCUAUGCUUAUUUACUUCUAUAGCUGAUCAACCUUAUGCCAUAAUUUGUUUCCUGGUACUGUGGAGACAGUAAUGAUUUAAUGCACUGGUCACUGAUGAUCAGGUCGUAAUUCAGUCGUUGACUGCGAGUUUAUCUUA